This is a messenger RNA of Rotaria sp. Silwood1, 756 nucleotides long. Lineage: Eukaryota; Metazoa; Rotifera; Eurotatoria; Philodinida; Philodinidae. The record is from the annotation of a GenBank genome assembly.
AUGACAAAAAUUAUUCUCUACCUCGAUGCUGGCACCGAAUUACGUUCAUCACUAGAUCCAAUUAUAGAAACAAUCCGAACACAUGGUUAUUUUCUUACACAACAAAAAACAUUAAUUAUUGAUCAUACUGAUGAGCAAACAUUUACAGCAUUGAAUACGAGUAAAAAUGAGUUCAGCACAGGUGUUUAUUAUCAAACUGCAGGAGGCAUUUUAGGUUUUAUAACAAAUCAUUCUGGUUUUUAUAAAGAUAUUUUGAUGCCAUUCGUGGCGUGUUCCUUGAAUGUUGAUUGCAUUGCUCCAAUAACUUCACGUUCGUCGACUAUACAUCGUUUUGAUCAAUCUGUUCUAUCAAUUCUUGUGCAUAAAGUUGGUUAUAAAGUAGAAAGUGCAGAACGAUUUCACGGUGAUUUUGGAUCUGCGCUCGAGCUCGAUACAAAUAUGGUAAUAUUUUCUCGUCGUUGGCAUUGUCCAAAAGUGUACGCAUCUGAAGUUGUAUUCCGACAUACAUGCACCUAUUCACCAAUAUUUCGCUCCCGUCAUCGUAUUAAAAUUAUUCAUGAACAUAUAGGUGUACAUCCUUGUGGAACAUUGACAGUUUUCAAGCUUCGUUCAGUUCAGAUAGAGUUACCUGUCUAUCAAGUGUAUAUGAUUCUCUAUAUGAUUUACAUUUUUAUGAUGAGUUGUCUUUAUUGUUGGUCUCCCUAUGUGUUACGUUUUUUGUUAUCAAUUACAAGAAUAAAACAAAGAAAAGUGUAG